AUGGCUGCCCCCGAGUGUGAAAGAGAGGCCCGCAAGCGACGCGAGCGCCGGGACUCUGGAUGUGCUCACGAGCGCAAGGAAAGAAGACCACACAGCGAAGAGCGGCUCCCACCUCCGCCGCCGCCGCCACCACUACAUGAUUACAAUCGACUCGAGUCCGAACGCCGUGCAGAAAGGCUGUCUCGCGCACGAAGACCACAGUUCGGCAAACGACGGCGCGCGCCCCGUCUCCCGCGACAGCCCAAGGAAAAUGAUCACCCAGACGACACUCGCAGCGGAACACCCCCCCAUUUCGAAUACGUUGUCCAACAGAAGCCAGAAUUGUAUGAAGAAAUCCUACCGGCAUCCCAAACGCAGACUUACUAUUGUGAGGAACCUGGGUUUAGUAGACGUGACGAACGGAGUGUCCCACCUCGUCGCACGCAAGCCAGCCCUGACAGACGGCUUGAGAAGAUUAACAAGAAGAUCGCCGUUCUAAAAAAGACAAUUUUCAAAUACGAAAACGACUUCGAAGCACAAAAUGGACGUGCAAUAUCUCCCGGCGAACGAAUGACCGAUGUUCAAUACAAUCGUAUGCUGGAGACGCUUCGACGCAUGCAAGCAGAAAAGCGCUGCAUCAAAUCGGACCCCGUUGAGUACGCGCUGAAAGUUCAAGCAGCUAAAUUGCAAAAGGAAAGAGAUGAGAAGCUGGAUGCAGCGCUAAGAAGUGAUAAGCCAAUGGGGGAUAUUGUUAGGGACAUUGAAGAGUGGAUCGACGGUUGUCGCCAAGCAGCGGGUAGAGCAGCCAUACCCGAGUCGUCUUGGACGUCAGCCCAGCUUGCAGCGGAAAAGGCGUGUGUUCAAAGAGCCUUAUUACGUCUAGAGGCGGCUAGAGGCAGGCCGGCAGCGAACACUGCGGAACGCGGAGCCGCCAGACAUUUAUAUGAGCGAUACAGAGCUGUCAAACGAAACUUGCAAUCUAGAUCUGAUAAUAUGGGAACAAAUGGUGAAUUAGCGACAAUUCACGAACAUGAAACGAUGCUGUUCACGAGUGUUGACAGUUCCAGUGAUUCUCAGGAGAAACGAUCUGAUUCUUCACAGGAAACGACUGAAACUCCCCUUCAGUCACCCCCCAGUCGAGACAUUAUGGAGGAGAUGCCUUCCUCCACCUCUUCAGCGAAAUCAGCCACAAGUGAGGAGACUCCCUCCAAUGAGGGACUUCAUUUCCUCGGACUAGAAGACCUGGCGCGAGCUUUAAGUGAAGCUAAAAUGCAGAAAUGCGUCCUACGUCGAACAAUAAAAGAAUAUGAGUUUAACUUCGAGGUGCAGAACAGCAGGAAAGUGCAAAGAGAUGACAAGAAGGGAAAAGAGGAAGAGUAUCAACGGUAUAAAGCGAUAAAGGCGCGUAUUAAAUUAUUAAACGCACUCAUUAAUAAGCAGAAAGCUCUACAACAAUUUUGA
Messenger RNA from Pieris macdunnoughi, 1440 nucleotides. The record is from the annotation of a GenBank genome assembly. NCBI's taxonomy places the organism in Eukaryota, Metazoa, Arthropoda, Insecta, Lepidoptera, Pieridae.